GUAAGAGUAAUAAAAUAGAGCUUUUUGUUUAUUUAUCAAAUUUUUAUUAUUUAUUGUUUUUUUAUUUGGAUUUUUCCGUUUUAUUCCCGCAGCACUAGUUCGAUUUGAGGACUAGAUUGGCUCGUCAUAUCUUCUUCUUAAACGACAUAGUCGAAAUAAUAAAAAAUAAAUGUCAUUAAACACUGUAUCAGUAAAGCGUCAGCCAUCAUCAACCGACUUCAAGUCAGCUACUACAAACGUUUCAUCACGUUCUAUGAGACAAGAAUUGGACAAAUUGGUUGAUGGCGUUGAAGACCCACAAACGAAAAAGCAAUUUAAGGCUGAAAUGGAUGGUUUCUACAACCUUUUCAACCGUUACCUCGAUGAAAAGGCAAGAGGUGAAAAGAUCCAAUGGGAUAAAAUUAAGCCACCAGCAGCUGAACAAGUUAGACCAUAUGCAGACCUUCCAAAAGCUACUGACCAUUCCAUCCUCGACAAGUUAGCUGUCUUGAAAUUGAAUGGUGGUUUGGGUACAACUAUGGGUUGCGUCGGUCCAAAGUCCAUCAUUGAAGUUAGAGACGGUAUGACAUUCCUUGACUUGUCUGUUAGACAAAUAGAACAUCUCAACUCCGCCUACGGUGUUAACGUUCCAUUCAUUCUUAUGAACUCAUUCAACACCCACGAAGACACAAAGCGUCUCAUUCAAAAGUAUGAAGAUCACAACAUUCAAAUUCUCACUUUCAACCAAUCACGUUACCCAAGAUUCGGUAGAGAAAGCUUACUCCCAACUGCAGACUCUUUCGACUCCCAAAAGGACAACUGGUACCCACCAGGACACGGUGACAUCUUCGAAGCACUUUACAACUCUGGUUUACUCGAUGAGCUCAUCAAGGCAGGUAAAGAAUACAUUUUCGUUUCAAACGUAGACAACUUGGGUGCAGUUGUUGACCUUAACAUCUACCAACACAUGAUUGAAUCAAAAGCUGAAUACUUUAUGGAAGUUACAGACAAGACAAAGGCUGAUGUCAAGGGUGGUACCAUCAUUGAUUAUGAAGGUCAAGCACGUUUAUUGGAAGUUGCUCAAGUUCCAAAAGAACAUGUUGAAGAAUUCAAGUCAAUUAGCAAGUUUAAGAUUUUCAACACUAACAACUUGUGGAUGAACCUUAAGGCCAUCAAGAGAGUAGUUGAGGAGAGACAAUUGAGUUUGGAAGUUAUUAUUAACAACAAGGCACUUGACAAUGGUACACCAGUUAUUCAACUUGAAACCGCUGUUGGUGCUGCUAUCAAACACUUCAAGGGUGCUGCAGGUAUCAACGUACCAAGAUCACGUUUCUUGCCAGUCAAGUCAUGCUCAGAUUUAUUAUUAAUUACAUCAGAUUUAUACAGUUUAGAACACGGAGUUUUGGUUCGUAACCCAAAGAGAAUUUUCGACACAACACCUGUCAUUAAAUUAGGUGACACAUUCAAAAAGGUUGCUAACUUCCAAGGAAGGUUCAAGUCAAUUCCAAACAUCCUCGAAUUGGAUCACUUGACAGUUUCAGGUGAUGUUGUUUUCGGUAAAAAUGUCGUACUCAAGGGUUCAGUUAUUAUUGUUGCAAAUGAAGGUAACAAGAUUAUUUUACCAGAUAACUCUGUUAUUGAGAAUAAGUUGGUUACUGGUAACCUUGCAAUCAUCGAUCACUAGAUUGCUUCAUUCUUUUUUGAGUUUACUAUUAAUUAAUUAUUAUUAUUCCCAUAAUCUCAAACAUAAAUUUAGCUCUCAUUUAUAUAGUUUUUUUAAUCCAUUAUCAAUUUGCAUUUAUGUGCAUAGAGGUUUAGAAUUCGUAUAAUUCUGGUUUAUCAGAUUGAAAAGCAACCCUACGUGGGCCCUUCUUUUUAGUUGAUGGUGGAGGUGUUUCCUCAUCGUUGUCGUUAGCAAACCUGACUGUCGAGCUCGUUGAUUCAAUUUCAACUUCAUUGCCAGUAUGAUUAUGACCUUCAUGAAGGUUAGCUUUCUUUAUUCUUUCUUGUGUUUCUUCUACGCUUAUUGAAGAAUUUGAUGGUGUUGUCCUUCUUUCACCCUUACCGCCUUCAACAUCAAGAUGAAGUGUUUCGACAACGAGUUUACGCCUACGAAGCUUGAAAGCAAGGUUAUUUUCACCUGCUAUUAAACCACCACGAAGAAGUGAAUGUCUAUUUGAUGGUGAAUUCAGUGAAUUCAAUCUAGAUGUCAUUAAUGGGUGAAUUAAACCGUGAUUUGGUGCGAAUGCAGUUGCUCUGUGUGGUGCAUCACUGAAGCUUUCUAGUGCGAUGCAUGAAUCUAAAAUAUAUAGUAAUCUAUUCAGUGUUUCUUUAUCUAUGUUAUCGGAGUGUGUUGAAAUAUAUGCUGCCGCAUACUUUGUUGAUCUGACUAUUGAUCUUAGUUUAUAAAUAAAUUUGAAAAGUUCAACUUUGUCAGUUGCCUUAUCGCCGUAUUCCCAAUUACCUAAAUUACGUAUAGCUAUACGUAAAACAGAAGUUGGAUUCUUAUUAUGGUCAUCGCAAACAUGCUUUAUUUCUUGAAUUAACUUAUCGUAAUCAUUGACUUCAAUUUCCUUAAGUAAGGACCUCUCUUUGGCUUUAUUGAUAGUUGAUAAAGGUACAUUUUGUGUUAAAUCGAAUGUACUAAGAAAGUCGCCAUCGUUAUAGUUCUGGUUUAUUGAAGUUUCAAAUCUUUUCAUAUUCUCAUACCUCCAUGCUAUCUUUGAUUCACCUCUACCUUCAUUAUGAUCGAGUGCUGAAUCCUCAUUAUCAGAUUUUUCAUUAUCAGUUGAUCCUGCAGAUGUCCACAUUGAUUUGCUACCGUCUAUACCGAUAGAUAAUAACUUAUGCGAUGAUUUCAAACCUUGUGAAUAAAAGUAAUUUAAUAAAAUGUCGCUAUACGUUGAAUGUGGAUCAGUUUCAACUACUAAAUUUAUUGUAUUCGUCCCAAUACCUAGUCCACCUCUACCGCCUGCACUUCCGCCUAAUAAAUCAUCAAUUGCAGCGCUACCACUUGAUAAAUGUAAUGAAGCAUUAGAAGGUGAUACUUUCGUACCCUUUAUUUGCUGGCUCGUCGUUGGUUCUCUUCUUUUGAAUGCUGACAUUAUCA
Wallemia mellicola CBS 633.66 is the source of this 3088-nucleotide messenger RNA. RefSeq names its product UTP--glucose-1-phosphate uridylyltransferase. Gene Ontology annotation, cellular component: cytoplasm. The record is from RefSeq and is a predicted model, not a curated record. The transcript has 7 exons. Lineage: Eukaryota; Fungi; Basidiomycota; Wallemiomycetes; Wallemiales; Wallemiaceae. Gene Ontology annotation, biological process: glycogen metabolic process; UDP-alpha-D-glucose metabolic process. Gene Ontology annotation, molecular function: UTP:glucose-1-phosphate uridylyltransferase activity. The coding region runs from base 170 to 1663 and encodes 497 amino acids.